CAGGAAGUCGUUCCGCUGACGCUCUUGGGAUCGUUCAUCAGUCUCACCGUUAGAUAAUCUAGUGCUAAUGGGUGACAUUCGUCAGUCACUGCUGCCUCGGGAUGUGCUGAGUGCAGCCAAGGAGCUGCUGUACCAUCUGGACAUCUACAUCUGUAACAUGGUGCAGUCUGGGAGACAGCCGCCUCAGGUUGACUCCAAGACCCUGGAGCUGAUAGAGGAGUUUAUUCUGCAUGCACCCAAGGACAGAAACACACCUGGCAGGAGGAUGAGUGCUCUCCAGGAGCUGCAGCUGUUGGAGAUCAUGUGCAGCUGUUUCCAGGAGCAGAGUCGUGACACUGUCCGUCAGCUGAUGUUCUCCGCCCUCUUCAGUCUCCAAGGCAACCAAGCAGAUGAAAGCCGCAUGGCUCUGUUAGGCAAGUUGGUCUCUAUGGCAGUCGCUGUGGGCCGGAUUCCUAUCUUGGAAUGCACUGCCACCUGGCUACAGAGAACGCACCGAGUCUUCUGUGUGCGUCUGGCACAGGUGCUGGUGGAUGACUACUGCAGUAUGGUGCCAGGCUCAGUCCCCACCCUUCAGAAUAUCCACAGCACCAGUCCACGCUUCUGCUGCCAAUUCAUCACUGCUGUCACCACUCUCUAUGACCUCACAUCAGAGGAGCUCACCCCUCCAAUAGAACUCCUCCAGAUGAUUGCGUCGUGGAUCCAAGAUGACCCUCGUCUGGUCCUCAUCACCUUCCUAAACUCCCCCCUCUCUGGCAGUCAGCCAAUCAGCUCACUCGAUGUCACACCUUUAGGAGGGUUGGUGCGUUGGUGUGUUAAAGCACCACUGGCUUUCAGGAGAGACAAGAAGGUGGCGCUGAGCAGCGGCAGCACUGAAAAUCACCAAGACGCUGGUCUUCUUUUCUCUGCACUUCAUUUAAGUGUUUUACAGGUCUUCAUGUUGUUGCCAAAUAUACUCAAUGAGAAGGGGCUUUUCGGCCGCCUGGCAUUGCUCCAGCUGGAGUCCUUGGCUGCGCUGACCUCUGACCUUUCCAGAUUGUUGGACCAGGCUGACAAACAUACGCAUACCUCAUCUGAAGACAUGCACACAUUGUCUCAGCUGACCCUGGACCGGCUGGCACAGGCCCUCCAGGUCGCCAUGGCCAAUAGAGCGCUACUCUGCUCAAGAGAGGAUCUGAGAGCCAUUUGUUCCCGCCUCCCCCAUAACAAUUUGCUCCAGUUGGUGCUGUCAGGUCCAGUGAUGUACUACAACAACAUCCACACUCCUCCGCUGGCCUUCAGCCCACAUGCAGCUCAUUCCCCCAUCGCCGCACACCCCGCGCACCCUGCACACACCCCGCUCGCCACACACGCUGCCCCACACCCUCAGUAUCCUGGUCAGCCUUUCAUGACAGGGAUGCCCUUUCCCUUCCGACCAAGCCACUAAAUGAAACAGGGCCUGGCUUUGUUUGCAGACGUGAAGGUGUGUGUGUGUGUGUGUUGGUGUCAGUAUUUUUGAAUUUUUGUAUGAAUGAUUAUUAUGUAUUAUAAUGUUAAACAUAUUUGCAUUCGAGAAGGAUUGUUAGUCUUAAAAUGUGUGUUUAAUAAAUAUUUUUGUACUUCA
This is a messenger RNA of Solea senegalensis (Senegalese sole), 1600 nucleotides long. It is a transcript of the gene ints15, whose product is annotated as linkage group 1 C7orf26 homolog. Bases 68 to 1423 code for a protein of 451 amino acids. NCBI's taxonomy places the organism in Eukaryota, Metazoa, Chordata, Actinopteri, Pleuronectiformes, Soleidae. The transcript has 8 exons. The record is from RefSeq and is a predicted model, not a curated record.